CUUUUGCGACCUUCUGACAAGCAAAGUCCAUGUGGGGAGCCGCAUUCACUUAACAACUGGGUUACUAGCUUAUCAACUUCCGUGAUUUGUUUUACAACGGAGGCAAGAAAGAUCGUUAAACAGGGCAACACUCUCUUAACCCGUGUCUCCCUUAACAGCAGAAAUCUUGGCCGCAAUUGUGGUUGUAAGUAGAGGACGACCUGUAUUCAUACAUCAACUGUCUCGCUUAGGCCUGAAAAUUUGGGGCUCCCUUGUCAUAAGCCGAGGACUUCCAGCAAAGGUGACACCUGUUUGCAUAGGACGUGUAUGUAUAAUUCUCCUUCUCCCGCCAGGUAGCCGAGGGAUGUCCUGCAGAAGAUGCUCCAUUGCCACCAGUCUAUGCACCUCCUUCCUCUCCUACCCCACAGAUGGCCCAUCAGCCACCUCUCCAACCUCUGGACGAGCCCACCUCCUGUCCAGAGGGAUCCCCCAGCAGCACGACUCACAAGGAGACCCCGAACGGUGAACCCCAUUUCUGCGUAGGCUUCACUGGUCUCCCUUGCAGGAGCAGAAACCUUGGGCAGAAGAACGCCAGGCGCAAAAGGGAUCUGGUCUUAUCUAAAUUGGUCCACAACGUUCACAACCAUGUCGCCAACGAAAAACGCUUUGACGGUGCGGAAAGCAUUAAAUCAUCCUGGAAUAUUUCCGUAGUGAAGUUUUUGCUGGAAAAACUCAAACACGAAUUGGUCUCCAAUCACCAUAAUUAUACCGAUAAGGAACUCAAAGGUGCUUGCGUGGCCUACUUCCUGACCAAGCGGCGUGAAUAUCGGAAUUCUCUUAAUCCGUUCAAAGGGCUUAAGGAGAAAGAGGAGAAGAAAUUACGCAGCAGGCGGUAUCGGCUCUUCGCCAACCGUUCGGGGGUGGCCCAGUUGUUGGGCUCGGAGGAGCAGCGUCUGUGGCGAGGGGUCACCGAAGAACUGAUGUCGGACGAGGAAGACAGCGCCCGCGAAGCUGGCGUGUGGGUGGCGCGGCCGCCCCGCUUCCGAGCGACGCCGCUCAGCCAGCUGUGCUACCGUCUGGACGCCAACUCCAAGCACGGCACCAAAGCCAACCGCGUGUACGGGCCGCCCUCCGAACGCCUCCCCUCUGCCGAAGUUCAGCUUCUGCCCCCGCAGCUCUACAAUCCCCACUUCCAGGAGGAAGACCCCAAAAUGGGCACCCCGGCCCACGUACCCCCCCACAAAGCUUUCAGCACCGAACUCAGCUCCUUUGUGGAGAUCAAAGUAGAAAAGGACCAGUAAGGACCUUCGGCUCCAUUGUACGAUGGCCCGCUGAAUAAAACACCAGGAAGGGAGCUGGGUUGCAUACAGGUCAUCCUCGACUUAUAACCGUUUGUUUAGCGACCGUUCAAAGUGACCUGGGCCCUGAAAAAAAGCGACUUGCCUCUAAAUUUUGAUCAGCUGGCUGUGGAGAUGUUUAUAGCAAUAGCAAUAGCAGUUAGACUUAUAUACC
Thamnophis sirtalis is the source of this 1491-nucleotide messenger RNA. Lineage: Eukaryota; Metazoa; Chordata; Lepidosauria; Squamata; Natricidae. The record is from RefSeq and is a predicted model, not a curated record.